AUGAAAGGAAACGAUGAAUUAAAAAAAAAAUGGCCGUUCAUUUUUCGUUUUAAUUUUUCACACUUUUUACUUCAACCUCCUCCUGGAUCCCCACUCCUUCGUCCUCUCUCUUUCUCUCUCUCUCUCUUUUCCUCUCUUUCCUCUUCUCUCUCUUCUCCUCUCUCUCUCUCCUUUUCCUUCUCUCUCUCUCUCUCCUUUUCCCUCUCUCUCGUUCUCUUUUACUUCUUUUCAUCUAUCUAUGUAGCUAUCUGUCUCAUUCUGCUCAUAUCUAUCUAUCUUUUCUUUCUUCAUUUACUUCUCUCUAUGUAUCUAUUUAAUUCUGCUCAUAUCUAUCUAUCUAUCUAUCUAUCUAUCUAUCUAUAUAUAUAUAUAUAUAUAUAUAUAUAUAUCUUUUCUUUAUUCAUGUACUUCUAUAUAUCUAUGUAUCUAUUUCAUCCUGCUCAUAUCUAUCUAUCUACUAUCUAUCUAUAUUUUCUUUAUUCAUUUUCUUCUAUAUAUCUACGUAUCUAUCUAUUUCAUUCUGCUCAUAUCUAUCUAUCUAUCUAUCUAUCUAUCUAUCUAUCUAUCUAUCUUUUCUUUAUUCAUUUGCUUCGAUAUAUCUAUGUAUCUAUCUAUUUCAUUCUGCUCAUAUCUAUCUAUCUGUCGAUCUAUCUAUCUUUUCUCUGUAUGGCUUUUUACCGGCACAAACUGCGUAAACGCAGCUUUUUUAAGACAGAAAGGUGUAAUAUUAUAAAAAGAUUCUUCUCACGCAACUCCCAUUUUUCCCGUCUCAGUGAAAUCGUCACACAGAGGAAAAAUAUUAUCAGACUUCCAAGGAUCCUGAGGUGGCGUACCUUUUUUGUCUGGGCAUUGGCGCUAUCCAAAAAUCAAAUUAGCUAUAUUUAUAGAAGUCUGGCACAAGAUCAGCGAACACAGUGA
Messenger RNA from Acanthosepion pharaonis, 918 nucleotides. NCBI's taxonomy places the organism in Eukaryota, Metazoa, Mollusca, Cephalopoda, Sepiida, Sepiidae. The record is from the annotation of a GenBank genome assembly.